Molecule: messenger RNA, 3753 nt
Organism: Bubalus bubalis (water buffalo)
Lineage: Eukaryota; Metazoa; Chordata; Mammalia; Artiodactyla; Bovidae
Gene: RCBTB1
Product: RCC1 and BTB domain containing protein 1
Exons: 11
Coding region: 7-1602 (531 amino acids)
Molecular function (GO): protein binding
Source: RefSeq, a predicted model, not a curated record
AGAGUCAUGGUGGACGUGGGAAAGUGGCCCAUCUUCACUCUGCUAUCGCCUCAUGAGAUCGCAUCCAUCCGGAAAGCUUGUGUCUUCGGCACCUCAGCCAACGAAGCGCUCUACGUCACUGACAGCGAUGAGGUCUUUGUAUUUGGACUGAACUACAGUAGCUGUUUAGGAACUGGAGAUAACCACAGUACACUUGUACCCAAAAAGCUGGAAGCCUUAUGUGGAAAGAAGAUUAAGAGCCUUAGUUAUGGGAGUGGACCCCAUGUUCUUCUCAGCACCGAAGACGGAGUUGUGUAUGCCUGGGGCCACAAUGGCUACAGCCAGCUUGGGAAUGGGACGACCAACCAAGGCCUGGCACCCAUCCAGGUCUGCACCAACCUCUUGAUCAAGCAAGUGGUUGAAGUAGCUUGUGGCUCGCAUCAUUCAAUGGCUCUGGCAGCUGAUGGAGAGGUAUUUGCUUGGGGCUAUAACAACUGCGGCCAGGUGGGGUCAGGGUCCACUGCAAAUCAACCAACUCCUCGGAAAGUGACGAACUGUUUACACAUUAAGAGGGUGGUUGGCAUCGCCUGUGGUCAGACCUCGUCCAUGGCUGUUCUGGACAAUGGUGAGGUGUAUGGCUGGGGCUACAACGGCAAUGGUCAGCUCGGCUUGGGAAACAAUGGCAAUCAGCUGACUCCCGUGAGAGUGGCAGCUUUGCACAGUGUGUGUGUCAACCAGAUUGUCUGCGGCUAUGCACAUACUCUAGCACUAACCGAUGAGGGCUUGCUCUAUGCCUGGGGAGCUAACACGUAUGGGCAGCUGGGAACUGGCAAUAAAAAUAACCUGCUAAGCCCAGCACACAUCAUGGUGGAGAAAGAAAGGGUGAUAGAGAUCGCGGCCUGCCACUCGGCGCACACGUCAGCCGCCAAGACGCAGGGCGGCCACGUGUACAUGUGGGGCCAGUGCCGCGGCCAGUCGGUGACCCUGCCGCACCUCACGCACUUAUCCUCCACCGACGACGUGUUCGCCUGCUUCGCCACGCCCGCCGUCACGUGGCGCCUCCUGUCUGUGGAGCAUGAAGACUUUCUAACAGUUGCAGAGUCACUGAAGAAAGAAUUUGACAGUCCAGAAACUGCCGAUCUGAAGUUUCGAAUUGAUGGGAAAUACAUCCAUGUCCAUAAAGCUGUUUUGAAAAUCAGGUGUGAGCACUUUCGAUCCAUGUUCCAGUCUUACUGGAAUGAGGACAUGAAGGAGGUGAUAGAGAUAGACCAGUUCUCCUAUGCUGUGUACCGUGCCUUUCUCCAGUACCUCUACACAGACGCAGUGGACCUGCCCCCUGAGGACGCCAUAGGUCUUCUGGACUUGGCGACAUCCUACUGCGAAAACAGGCUGAAGAAACUUUGUCAGCAUAUCAUCAAGCGAGGAAUCACCGUGGAGAACGCCUUCUCACUGUUCUCUGCUGCGGUCAGAUACGAUGCAGAGGAUUUAGAAGAAUUCUGCUUUAAGUUUUGCAUCAAUCAUUUGACAGAAGUCACACAGACUGCAGCAUUUUGGCAAAUGGAUGGCCCUCUCCUAAAGGAAUUCAUUGCUAAAGCCAGUAAAUGUGGAGCCUUUAAGAACUGAAGCCCAAGACUGCUGGGUUUUGUGUGAGUGCUCUGGGGCUGGUGAAGGCGUGUCGUUUGUGCUCUAUGAGGGAUGUAAUUCUGCAGGUAAAAAAUAACAAACCAUCACAUGUCGUGCUCACAUUGGGAUACAGUUCUCUGUGUAGGGAUAUGUGAAGAGUGCAUGGCUCUUCCUGUACCCAUUUUAAACUAUUUCCAGAUGUGUGUAUUUUGAAUGUGACCUUAACAUUUGGCUGGGACAUUGUAAAGGGGUGAAAGUUUUGCUGGUUGGUUGUUUUUUUGUUUUUGUUUGUUUUUGAUUAGAGGAACUUCUAAAGUUGGAAAGUGGACGUUUGUGGCAACUCUCCUGGCUCAUGUAUCAGCAGCCCUUUUGCUCCCAGGAGUUGGGAUAGUGCACGAAUUGUGAGACCUGUAGAGGCCCCCCCCACCCCCCCCCAGAAUGAAAGGUGCUGACUUGGGACUUGGCUGAAGAGCUGCAUUAGUUGCCAGGUCUGUAGCCUCACUUUGAAGGGAUAGUUAAGAUCGUUUGAGGUUUUGUUUGUGUUUUUGCAUCAUUGAUGACUUUUUUUAACUUCAAAGUGAUAUUCAAUUUAAUAUAAACCUAUUGAAAUGGUAAUUACACGAAGACGAAUUUCUCGGUUAGUCAGGGUUUCUCUUAAGGCUUAAGUACAUGCAAGAGUAGUAAUGUAGAACUAUAUGAAAAAUUAAUAAUGGAAGAAACUUCACUUGGGUGAAGGUGAAUAUUUUAUAAAUCAGAGUCUCCUAAACACUUCUAACAGUGUUUUAUUAAGGUUAAAUUUGAGAACCCAAAUUUAAAUGCCCCCACCUUUUCCCCUAUAAAUGCUAAUCAUGUAAGAGGAUAAUAGUGAUAUAUUCAUCAUUCUCUUGCUUCCUUAAUCAUGGUUGCUGAAUCAUCAGAUUUGCUAUGUCUGACUCAAAUAAGUAGUUCUUAAACCCAAGUUUCUUACAGGACUUAACAGAGUUUGUUUUGAUUGGUUUUUAUCUGUGCCAAAUACCACCAUACAUUUUGCUUAUUUGAAAUUUCACCAGCUUUCACAUUUGACUUUCCUUUUGGUUGUGUUAGGUAUAAUAUUUAGCACAACUUGACUUUGAAGAAGGAUCUAAAUUAGGGGGCGGGUGGUCUGGUUAUGAAAUGUGGCUCUGGGAGUAAGAGUGUUCAGUGUGUGUCUUUGAAGCUUGCUUCAUGUGUGUCUGUGGAGCUUGCUUGGAGAGCAAGGCUUUGUUUUUCUCUCUGGCCAACAGAUUCAUUUCUCUCUGUGGAAGCUCCCCUGGUGAACUGUUUGCUGUUUGGAAGCUCUCCCAUCUGAAUUGAGACUAGAUACAUUUUCAGGCUGAAAUGAACAAGAGGGUGAAGAGAUGCUGCAGCUACUGUUUUUAGCAAAGUUUCUGUGUGUGUGUUGGCGGGGGAGGGCUCAAAGAUGGAAAUUCAUUGAUGGGGGCAAUAAACACAAGCCCAGAAAUCCCAGCCCCCUUUCCUUGACCGUGUUGCAAGUGAUCAAAGCCCAGUGAGUUACUACAUUAGGAUUAUUACUGCAGCAUGAUAGAAUUUUCUUACUAGGUUGAGAAAUGUACAUUAAUUUGAUUAUUAGCCAUGAUGGGUAGUAUUUAUAACAGUCACUGUCAUAGGUUAUGAUCCGGGCAAAGCAAGAACUUCAGUGUGUUUACUAUUGCUCUUACUUGAAAAAAAAAAACACUUUAACAAAAGCACAAAUUAACGUAGUAUAUCCAUUUCCAUAGAUAGUUCAUUCAUUCAACAAAUAUUUGCCGAGUUCCUAAUAGGUGAAGAACCAAUUCUCAGAUUACUGAGUUAUUUGUAUGAGUAUGUAUUCAGUGAAGAGACCAGGAAAAAGUCCUUCAGAAAGUACUUGUGUGUAUGUGUUUUUUUUUAAAUUAUGCUCUCUUAUUUUUCUACCUGGUUUUGUUAAUCACGGCAGGAGACAAAAACUAUUCUUUGAGUUGUUUUCUUCAUCAGACAUAAUUAUGAAAGCCGAAGUAUUUGUAUUUCUUAAAAUAGCCCUAAAAUGUACUCUUGAACUUCUUACUGGAACAUUUGAUACUCUAGUUAUACAGGUUGUAUUUAUGCAGUGUUUAGAGUGACAUGUUAAUAAAUAAAGCAGUCUGUUAAAAUGGG